Molecule: messenger RNA, 1026 nt
Organism: Purpureocillium lilacinum
Lineage: Eukaryota; Fungi; Ascomycota; Sordariomycetes; Hypocreales; Ophiocordycipitaceae
Source: RefSeq, a predicted model, not a curated record
AUGACCUCAAGCACCAGCAGCAGCAGCAUCACGACGGCAGACGGCCCCGAGCAGCAGCAGCAGCAGCUGGGCGUGCGCGUGCCCUGGGCCAAGCUCCGCGCGUGGAUCGACGCCCAGGAGGCCCACGAGAGGGAGCGCGGCGGGCCCGCGCCGCUGACGCAGGGCCAGCUCGAGGCGCUGUCGGUGCUCGUCUCGUUUGGCGAGGAGCCCGACGUGGGCGGGCGGAGCCAUGUCAGCGAGCUGAUGGAGACGCUCCAGGCGCGGCAGCUGCCCCUGCCCGUCUUCCAGAGCAUGCCUGUCAACCUGCCCGUCAGCGGCCACAUCCAGCUCAUGUGGCGGUGCAUCGCAAAGCAGUAUGCCGCAAAGUUGGCGAUGCAGUGCAUCAAGGGAGAAACGGGCCAGGCCGUCUCUGCCUCCCCAGCUUGCUCUACUUCUGCUGCUGUUGUUGCUCCUAGUACUACUCCCACUGCUCCCAACCAUGCAUCUUCUCUAGCCCCCCCUCCUGCGACGGCCAAGCGGAAAACCGCCCCGACCUCCCGCUCGCCAACUCCAUCCUCCACGCCAAACCCGCCCGCUCACAAGUCCAAACGAGACGACUCCCCCAACCCGCCGCCGCCCGACUCCUCGUCCGGGGACAUCACCACCGCCACGUCGCCCUCGCAGCACCGCGCCGUCAUGCCCACCAGUCCAGACAGCGGCAGAGACAGCAGCGAGGAUGUCUCCCCUGCCUUGGGUGCCGACUCCAACGGCGUCUUCAAGCAGGUCGCCGACCUCGCCGGGCGACUCGGCCUCGAUGCGCCUGCCUACCGCCUCGAGCCGGACCCGCAGAUGCCCGGCUUCUUCGACGGGCGCGCCGUGUUCCGCAGCGGAGGGCGCACGCCGCCCGAGGGUGUGGGCGCCGUCACGGCCGUGCUGGGCAGGAGGGAGGCCCGGGUGCUGGUCGCGGAGGGGGUGCUCGCGUGGCUGCGCGAGGAGCACCGCGCGAGGGAUGCCAUGGUGCAGAGCCUGUGGGGGACGGGGCCGUGA